GCCGGACGUGUUUUAGUGUGGGACCUCAGGCACUUUGUUUACUUGGUUCCGUUAGUCUGUGUUGACAGUGACGCGGUCUUUGCUCAGUCUCGGUGUGUUGGACCGUCACGUCGUGUGUCUGUCACCUUCACCUGUUUGGACUCAAAGUGUUUCGUUGUUCGGAGAUUAAAACGAUUCGAAUCAUCACGAGAGUUAAAAACAAACAUGUCGGCAGAGCAGCAGAUGUUCUUCCCGCCUUCCUCUCCUCUGAGCAGCCCGCAGGCAGAGAUGGAGACCCUGAGGAUGUUCGUCAGCGAGCGGCUGACGGCGGCGGUGGACGACAUCCUGGGGGUGUUCGUGAAGACCGUGACCCGGUACCGGGACCACAUAGACCGGCAGCAGCGACAGCUGGACAGCCUGAAGUCAGAGGAGGGCCGGUGGAUCCAGACAGCAGACCCUCUGCAGGCGUCCUCCUGGAUAAAAACGUGUCCUGAUGACCAGACGCAGACUCUGACCGUCCACACAGACGGUCCGGGUGAGAUGGACGCCGGCACCUUGGCAGCUCAGAUUAAAACCGAAGUCGGUGCCGGAGACGAGUCCGAACUGAGCGGUGACUUUGAUCCAGCCACCGGUUUAGACGGAGGGAGUGACGGACACCUGCUGGCUGAACACUCGGAGACGGAGGACAGCGGAGACUACUGGAGAGAGGAUGCAGGUCUUUGGAGACCAGAGGAGACAGAAGAAGCUGAAGGACAGAGUUCAUCUCUGAUGGCGAAGGAUUCAACUGAUCUGUCGCAUCAGCCGGCGCCGCUGUUCACCUGUAAAGUUUGCGGUGAGUCCUUCCACAGGAUCAGCUUCCUGCUCACGCACUCUGCGGCACAUCUGAGAGUCUGCGGCCUGUGUGGGAAACAUCUGGAGCCGAGCGAGAACCUGAAGCUUCACCUCCGAGUCCACAGGGAGGCGAUGUUCCGCUGUGGCGUGUGCGGUCAGAGCUUCACGCUGCGGGGGAACCUGCGGACGCACAUGAGGAUCCACUCGGGCGAGCGACCGUACGGCUGCACUGUCUGCGGGAAAAGCUUCGGCAGGAGGGCGACGCUGGUGCGACACGUCCGCAGCCACACGGGCGAGAAGCCGUUCGUCUGCACGUACUGCGGUCACGGCUUCGUGGAGAAAGGAAACCUGACGGUGCACCUGCGGACGCACACCGGGGAGAAACCGUACUGGUGCUCCGCCUGCAACAGGCGCUUCAGUCAGCUGUCCUGCUUCUACAAACACCCCUGUCAGAGGAGAGGCCUGAAUACUGACUGCCCCAAAACAUGGAAGAAGCCGCUGAUGAAACUCGAAGAAGAAGAAGAAAGUUGCACUUCCUCUUUUCUCUCUUAUAAAACGUGUGAAACAGAAGUGAUGAGACUUCUGCUGCUGCUGCUGCUGCUGCUGUCGUGUGGAGUCGCAGCUGCAGUGAAACACUCUCUGAGGCACGUCCACACUGGAUCCUCUGAGAUCCCAAAUGUCCCCGACACUGUGGCUGUCGUGUUUGUUGAUGGAUAUCAGACAAACCACUACGACAGCAUCACCAAGAGGAUGGUACCCAAACAGCCCUGGAUGAGCCGAGUCUCAGAGGACGAUCCAGACUACUGGGAGAGAGAAAGUUUGUUCUGGAGAUAUCAGGAGCAGCGUGCAAGAUUGCACAUUGAGUUUUAUAAGGAGCGCUUCAAUCAGUCUGGAGGUAUCCAUGUCCUCCAGGUGUCUCAUGGCUGUGAAUGGGAUGAUGAGACUGGAGAAGUUAAUGGUUUUGAUGUAGUCAGUUAUGAUGGAGAAGAUGUCUUAAUAUUGGAUGUGAAGGCACAGAGAUGGAUCGCUAUGAAACCACAGGCACUAAGUUACCAGCUCAGGUAUAACAAGGACAAAGGUUGGCUGCAGUUCAUGGAUCACCGGUUGCUGAAGGAGUGUCCCGAGAGCCUGAAGAGGAGUUUGGACUACGGGAAGAGCACGCUGCAGAGAACAGAGCUUCCCUCGGUGUUUCUCCUGCAGAAGACUCCCUCGUCUCCAGUCAGCUGCCUUGCCACAGGUUUCUACCCUCACAGAGCCGCCAUCUUCUGGAGGAAAGAUGGAGAGGAGGUCCACGAGCAGGUGGACCACGAUGAGCUCCUGAACAACCAUGAUGGAACCUUCCAGAUGAGUGUGGACCUGAACGUGUCACUGAUCAAAGCUGACGACUGGAGGAGGUACCACUGUGUUUUCCAGCUCUCAGGUGUUGAGGUCAUCGUCACCGAGCUGGACCCAGCACGGAUCAGGACUAACUGGGUUGAGGAGUCGUCAUCACUCCUCAUCACUGUGGCUGCAGUGAUCAUCGUCCUCACAGCGUUCAUCAUCGUCCUCACAGUUUACAGAAGGAGAAAAGGGGGCGGUAGAGUCUCCGCCGUUACCGGCGAAAACCCGCGCAUGCGCACAGACGCUGACCCGGAAGUUUCUCGGUUUUUCUCUCAGACUGCCGUUAAAAUGUCUAAAAUCGAGAUGCUGCGGCUGCUCAUCAACCAGCGGCUCACCGAGGCCGCCGAGGAGAUCUUCGGGGUGUUCGGGAGAACUAUAGCCGAGUACGAGGAGGAGAUCUCCCGCUCCAAGCUGGAGAUCGACCGCCAGCGCCGGCUGCUGGACCUCUCCAGGAAGCCGCAGGUCUCCGUGCAGGUCAACAGCUCAGGCGUGUCUGAGCAGCAGGACUGGAGCUCCAGUUUGGACCUGAGCGAGAUCAAGUCUCCUCACAUCAAGGUGGAGGAGGAGGAGGAGGAGCUGUGGCCUCCUCAGCAGGAGGAGACGUCGGAGCAGAACAGCGUGAAGUUCCUGUUGUUCCAGAGCGCCGGUGUGAGAAGCAAGCGGGAUAACGACCACGUGACCUCGGAGGACUCGGAGCUGGACCAGCAGCCCGGAACCUCGGUCCAGCAGUCCUGCUCAGACCUGGACGAGGACGCACCUGAAGCUUCGGAUCCAGCUUCAGGUAACGGCCAGCUCGACUGUGUGGACCUGGAGGUGCCGCUGUCCGAGGUGGUGGACUCGUACAUCUGCACCAUUUGCGGCCGUGCGUUCGCUCAGCGGGGCCACUGGGCCAAACACGUCCAGGUCCACCGCAAGGUCGAGACCAAAGUGGACAAGUCGUACACGUGUGACAUCUGCGGGAAGAGACUGACGCGGUUCGACGGUUAUCAGAAACACUUGAGGAUUCACACGGGUGAGAAACCGUACAGCUGCGACGAGUGCGGCCGCAGAUUCAGCGACAACUCCAACUACAAGCGACACAUUCGAACACACAUGGGACAUAAAACACAGCAGAGCUGAGGCUGCGGCCGACACCACACGGAGAGCUGCAACUAAAGAUUAAUUAUCCAUUCAUCGAUUAGUCGUUUGGUCAGUAACAUGUCGAUGACGCCCACAGAUCCAAAGAUGUUCAGUUUAACGUCACCGAGGACAGAAAGGUUUCAGCGCUGCAGUCAAAACGAUCCAUCGAUCACCAGAAUCGUUUGUGAUGAAUCGAUCAGUGGCUGCAGCUCAGGUCCAGUAGACGUGUUGGCUCUGACGUGUCCAUACGUCCUCAUCCUUCACAGAGGUGAUGACUUUAUUUAUUUUAGUGUUUGUGUGUGUCGCCUGUUUGAAUUCACUACAAACUAGAAUACAUUCAGUAUUUUAUCAUCAUGAAAGAUUUCCAGGUGUUACUUUUAGUUUCUGUUUUUCUCGAGUCGGAGGAGAAAGUGUGGAGGAAGAGAACCGGCCGUCUCAUCGUUCUGUCCAAGAUAAUUUAAAAGCUUUUUUUUCCUUUGUCAACGUUUCACUGAGGACGAUAAACAGACGAAGAAGAGACAUAUUGUAUUUUUCUAUAUUCUAUAUUUUGCCAGACGUUUGUACACUGUGGGACGAGGCCGUGGCUUCUCUGUGAAGACCUUUUUAUCCGUCGUGUUGCUGAUGGCGGUCAGACGUCUGUAAAUGUGAUGAAAUCACCUCUGGACAGAAACGUGUAGUUUCUUCUGGCUGUCAGAUAAUCAGUGAAACAGCUUUAAUGAGACUUUUCGACUUUUACUGACGUAAUAAAAUCACACCAUAGAAAACUGA
Messenger RNA from Acanthopagrus latus (yellowfin seabream), 4077 nucleotides. RefSeq lists its product as uncharacterized. The record is from RefSeq and is a predicted model, not a curated record. Lineage: Eukaryota; Metazoa; Chordata; Actinopteri; Spariformes; Sparidae. The coding region runs from base 205 to 3309 and encodes 1034 amino acids. The transcript is spliced from 10 exons. Gene Ontology annotation, biological process: regulation of transcription by RNA polymerase II. Gene Ontology annotation, molecular function: DNA-binding transcription factor activity; RNA polymerase II cis-regulatory region sequence-specific DNA binding.